This is a messenger RNA of Parnassius apollo (apollo), 342 nucleotides long. The record is from the annotation of a GenBank genome assembly. NCBI's taxonomy places the organism in Eukaryota, Metazoa, Arthropoda, Insecta, Lepidoptera, Papilionidae.
AUGUCUUUCCAAUACAGCAACGUUCAGUACACCGAAAUGGUAAGGACUUUGGCACAGUGUGGUGAUAAUGUGGCUCUAGCUUGCAGAACAUUCAACCAAAGGUAUGGUACAAGAAUAGACCGCAGGACUAUGUUAGCUGCUACUCAACGGCUUCGCGACCACGGAACGUUCCGUCCGAACACGGCCAUCGACAGGGGAGCCAAUGUGCGUACACGUAGUAGUCUUCAGAACGAAAUACUGGACUAUUUCGAUGAGAAUCCCCAUGCCAGUACUCGAGAAGCAGCCCCACGCUUUCAAUGUAGUCAUAUGCAUGUGUGGAGAACACUUCGUGGUGAUAAUUAA